GUGAGCCCCAUCAGGAACCUCUCUGAUGGGCAGAAGUGCCGUGUGUGCUUCGCGUGGCUGGCCUGGCAGAACCCUCACAUGCUGUUCCUGGAUGAGCCCACCAACCACCUGGACAUAGAGACAAUAGAUGCUCUAGCAGAUGCUAUCAAUGAAUUUGAAGGUGGAAUGAUGCUCGUCAGCCAUGACUUUAGACUCAUCCAACAGGUAGCACAGGAGAUCUGGGUCUGUGAGAAGCAGACAAUCACAAAGUGGCAAGGUGACAUCCUCGCCUACAAGGAGCAUCUCAAGUCAAAGCUAGUGGAUGAGGACCCGCAGCUCACCAAGAAGACCCACAACGUGUGAGCGCCGGGCAGGGGGGAUGGCCGUGGCCGAGGCGACGCGCC
This is a messenger RNA of Merops nubicus (carmine bee-eater), 383 nucleotides long. Its product is annotated as ATP-binding cassette sub-family F member 2-like. NCBI's taxonomy places the organism in Eukaryota, Metazoa, Chordata, Aves, Coraciiformes, Meropidae. The transcript has 2 exons. Gene Ontology annotation, molecular function: ATP hydrolysis activity; ATP binding. The annotation marks the transcript as partial. The record is from RefSeq and is a predicted model, not a curated record.